UGUGUCCUCUAAAUUCAAAAUAUUGAUGAAUUUUGUUUUUUCCCUCCAUAGUUUUUUCUUUCAAUAAUAAAUGGUAAUAUAAAAAUGGAUAACGAUUUAGAAAGAUCAGUCAGAUUUUUAGAAGAUGCAACUUCCGCAAGUGGAAGAGGUUUGUUCAAAACGGUUGCUUCACAGAGGAAAGGAAUCAGUAAUCUAUCCAUCACGAUGACUCCCUAUGAAAUGGAAAGAAUAAUGCAGGACAAAUCUAUUUUGGGAGAUUAUGAUGAUACAAUGAAUAUUUUAAUAGAAAGUAAUCAAAUGUUAAGUGGCUCAAUAAUACAAGGUGCAAAUCCCUGGAAGAGUACAUUGGAAAAUUUGAAUACUGAGUUUUUUGAAAUACUUCAGAAUUUUUCUAGUGAACAGGGUAUUUUGGAAGUUUUAGCUGAUUUAGCUAGAUGUUGUUCUGAUGCUGUCAAUGUAAUAGAAGGUUUAAAAUCAAAAGUAGCAGUUUCUUAUGUUGAAGAGGAGAAACAACUGAUUGAUGAAAAGAACACUUGGAGACUAUUGCUUGUAUUAUAUCAAGAUAGAUUAGCUAUUAGAAAUUUAAUGAAUGAUGAAACAAUCCUGGAUUCUUACACAGGUCUGAGCGAGAAAUUAUGUGUAGAAAGUUUAUUCAAAAGAGAUAACUUACUUAGAGAAACCCAGUUGGUUAUCGAUUGGUUGGAAAACUGUAGCUCCGAAAAAGAUAACUUGAUUUCAGAUUAUCCAGAUCAUACAAGUGGGUGGGAAAAUACACUUCAUCAGCUGAAAUCUGCAGAAACAAUUGCAUUUAGCAGUAGUAGGAAAAUAGUGAAUAAAUUAGAUCCAGAUGCUCCUAACUACCAGCAUUUACCACUACAUGAUUUAGAUAUGGAGGAUGAAAAGUUGCUCUCUCAAAUUGUGUUUAAUAAAAUAAGAUGUGGAAAGCUAGAUGAAGCUCAACAAAUCUGCAUGUCUAGUGGACAUGCAUGGAGAGCAGCUCUAUUAGAAGGAUGGAAAUUGUACCAUAAUCCAAAUAUAAAAAAUGAUGAACAAAUUGAUUCAGAUCAUAUAAUGGAUUAUGAUCAAGGAAUGAAUACAAAUGAUGAUCUAAAAGAUGGUGAAUAUUAUGAAACUGAAGGAAAUCCAUCUAGGGAUGUCUGGAAGCUCAUGGCAAUACAAUACUGUAAGAAAGAGUAUCUCCGGUUAGAAGAGAAAGCUGCAAUUGCUGCUUAUUCUGGCAUAUUAGCAUCAAUUCUACCAGCAUGUAGGACAUGGGAAGAUUACUUAUGGGCUUAUUUACGUGCUAUGGUCGAUAUAAGAGUAGAAUCAGAAAUAAGAGAGAAUGUCAACAAAGAAUAUGCACCUCUACCUGAUUGGUUUUGGGAUCAGAGAAUGUCUCUUAAUGAAAUAUUUCAAAAGUUGGAAUCAACAAGUCCUCAAAAUGUUGUUAUGGAAGCCAAAUCACCUGAACAUAUAAUACAGAAGCUGCUUAUACUGGAUGAAAUCAACCAGCUUGUGAAAGUAAUAGAAGAAUGGGUUAGUGACGCAAAAGCCUCAACGAUGUUCCUGCGUUUUGUUACACAUCUGAUGUUAUUUUUGGAUCAAAUUGGUCAACUGAAUAGCAGAGAAAUAGUGGAAACAUGCAUUGAACAAUAUGUGAAAAGAUUAUGGAAACUAGGGGAAACACGUUUGGUUGCUUUUUAUCUAAGUAAAGUUAAUAGUAAUCUUCAAAUCUGUCUUUACGCUAAAUGUUUGGAAGAGAUUGUUGAUAAUGAUGAACGUCGAGAAGCUCUGAAAUAUGCUGAAGAUUUUGAAUUGAGUGUGUUUGAGAUAACCAAGAAAAUUGUUGAAAAUGUUAGGAACAAGCCUCAAGAGAUGGAAAAUAACAGUCAUUUGAUGACACAACUGACAGAAACAGAUCUGUUUAAGAUUUCAUCUUUGGACUGGAUUCUUUUUUAUGAAGAACAGAGGGCAGAGGCUCUUAUACAGAGUAAUGCUAUGAUUUUCACAUUCUUAACUUUAUCGAAAAUAGAUGCAGCUCAAUUAGCAUUCAAUAAAAUUCCACCUGAAAGUGUAGAGCAUUUAAUGGGGGAAAAUACCAAUAAGAAUCUAGAAAAAAUAUUGAAGGAGCAUAUGAGUUACAAGGUAUACCUGGAAGCUCAUGAAGGCUUUAAUGAGUGGUUUCAAAAGUACAAAAGCAAACCACAACUUCCUGAAGCUGUACCAGAAUCUGCACCGUUUACUGAAAAAGUAGCUUAUCAGCAUAGAAUGGCUCAAUACAAAACUGAAUGUGAAAGGUGGAAAAUUACAACUGAACAUCUUGCAAAAGUAGCCAAAGCCCUACUCUACAAUGUCCUCCUGUUUCCUGAUGGUUGGUUAACCACUAAUGCUGAUUGGGAGUAUUUGAGGUCUAUUUGCAUUCCUGAAGUCAUUUUGUUAUUGUACACUGUUUUAUCUAAAUCAGGAUUGCAUCAAGAAUGUGUUCAGUUGGCAGAUAUAAUAGCAAGUGAAAAGCAUCAAUUAUACAAGGUGUUCUCCAAAGAAAAACUCGGUGAGCUGUUGUUGAAUCUGUGUGAGAGUUCUGUUAUUCUGUUGAAUGGCAAGCAGAAUCCAUGGGAAGAAGAAACACACUCUUUCAUGUAAUUUUUCUAAUAUAGUUUUUUUUCUA
Messenger RNA from Coccinella septempunctata (seven-spotted ladybird), 2668 nucleotides. It is a transcript of the gene Nup107, whose product is annotated as nuclear pore complex protein Nup107. Gene Ontology annotation, cellular component: nuclear pore outer ring; nuclear pore. Gene Ontology annotation, molecular function: structural constituent of nuclear pore. The record is from RefSeq and is a predicted model, not a curated record. Bases 85 to 2643 code for a protein of 852 amino acids. The transcript is spliced from 2 exons. Gene Ontology annotation, biological process: post-transcriptional tethering of RNA polymerase II gene DNA at nuclear periphery; mRNA export from nucleus; regulation of DNA-templated transcription. NCBI's taxonomy places the organism in Eukaryota, Metazoa, Arthropoda, Insecta, Coleoptera, Coccinellidae.